Messenger RNA from Onychostruthus taczanowskii (white-rumped snowfinch), 1314 nucleotides. It is a transcript of the gene COQ10A, whose product is annotated as coenzyme Q10A. NCBI's taxonomy places the organism in Eukaryota, Metazoa, Chordata, Aves, Passeriformes, Passeridae. The transcript is spliced from 5 exons. The record is from RefSeq and is a predicted model, not a curated record. Bases 1 to 930 code for a protein of 309 amino acids. Gene Ontology annotation, molecular function: ubiquinone binding. Gene Ontology annotation, biological process: cellular respiration; ubiquinone biosynthetic process. Gene Ontology annotation, cellular component: mitochondrion.
AUGCGCCGCCCACCGGCCCCGAGCGCCGCCGCCGACGGGGACGGCGGCAGCGGGGGCGGCCCCGGCACGGCGGCAUCGCUGGGGCACGCGCGAGGAGAGGGCGGGGGGCUGCGGGCGGCGGCGGCCCCGGCGCGAAGGGCGGCGGGAGAGGGGCCGGGGUCGCGGCUCCGGGGUGUGCCCGGUGGGAACGGCACCCACGAGGGGCUCUCGCCGGUGCUGGUGGGUGCCGUGGGUGCUCUGGGUGUUGUCAGUGCCACCUGGUGCUGCCGGUGCCACCCGGUGCCACCCGGUGCUGCCGGUGCCAGCCCGUGCCGCCCGUGUCCCCGCAGGCACACGGCCCCGUGCGGGCUCCGGCUGCGGCAGCAGCGGCCGGGCCCCGCGGGUGCGGAGCCCCGAGCGCCGCCCAGCCGCGGCUUCCUGAGCCUCGGCAACAAGCGCAAGGAGUACUCGGAGCGGCGCAUCAUCGGGUACUCCAUGCAGGAGAUGUACGACGUGGUGGCCAACGUGGAGGACUACAAGAGCUUCGUGCCCUGGUGCAAGAAGUCCGUGGUGGUGGCGCGGCGCUCGGGGCACCUGAAGGCGCAGCUGGAGGUGGGGUUCCCACCCGUGCUGGAGCGCUACACCUCCAUCGUCACCCUGGUGCGGCCCCACCUCGUCAAGGCCGUCUGCACCGACGGGCGCCUCUUCAACCACCUGGAGACCAACUGGCGCUUCAGCCCCGGCAUCCCCGGCUACCCCCGCACCAGCACCGUGGAUUUCUCGAUCUCCUUCGAGUUCCGCUCCCUGCUGCACUCCCAGCUGGCCACCGUGUUCUUCGACGAGGUGGUCAAGCAGAUGGUGGCCGCCUUCGAGCGCCGCGCGGCCAAGAACUUCGGGCCCGAGACCCGCAUCCCGCGGGAGCUGAUGUUCCACGAGGUCCACCAGACGUGAGGGAGGCCGGGCCGGGCACCCCCGGACUGUGCCGGGCCCGCCCCGAGCCCACCCCCCCCAAAAAAUAUUUAUUCAAGAAGUGCGUUUCCGCUGCUGUUGCCUCAACGCCCCCCGGGGCUGCCGUGAGCCCCCGGCCCCAGGAGCUGCUUUUGCAGCUGAUUUGGGGUUUUAAGUUUUGGUUUAGUUCUUGAUUUUUUUUUUUUUGUUGGGUUUUUUGUUUUUUUUUUUUUUUUAACCCUUUUUUUUUUUUUUCGUUCUUUUUAAACUCCUCGGCCGGGCCGGAGGGCCCCGGUGGGGGCAGCUCCGGUGCCUGGGCCCCGCCGUGCUCCGGGAGGAACGGGGAGGGGGGGGUUUGUUUGGGGGGGGGGGUGGGGAAAAGCUGCU